CGCCCCACACCUAUUCACCGGUGGAACAUUCUAGAUCUCCCACCCGGCACGGAGCUAUACAUAAAGAGGGAUGAUCUCUCAGGAAUGGAGCUGAGCGGCAACAAGGUGCGCAAGCUGGAGUUCCUUCUAGCAGACGCGCUCUCUAAAGGAGCGGACACGCUCAUCACCAUUGGAGGCAUCCAGAGCAAUCAUUGCCGCGCGACAGCUGUCGCCGCGCGAUUGGCCGGGCUCGAGGCGCACCUUAUCCUGAGGACCAGCCGGGCACUGGCAGGCUCUGAUCCGGGCCUGGAAGGCAAUCUGCUGGUGGAGCGCAUGGUGGGGGCCAGGGUGCAUCUGGUGACCAAAGAGGAAUACGCCAAGCAUGGCAGCGAGCAUCUCGGGAAAGUGCUUGCUGAACGGCUAGCAGCAGAGGGAAGGAGGCCGUACGUCAUCCCUGUUGGGGGCUCCAACGCUCUCGGCACCUGGGGGUACAUGGAGGCAGUGAGGGAGAUUGAGCAGCAGCUGGGCAGAGGCGAGGCGGGGGGUUCUACAGGGUGGUACAUGGAGGCAGUGAGGGAGAUUGAGCAGCAGCUGGGCAGAGGCGAGGCGGGGGGUUCUACAGGGGGGUACAUGGAGGCAGUGAGGGAGAUUGAGCAGCAGCUGGGCAGAGGCGAGGCGGGGGGUUCUACAGGGGGGUACAUGGAGGCAGUGAGGGAGAUUGAGCAGCAGCUGGGCAGAGGCGAGGCGGGGGGUUCUACAGGGGGGUAUAUGGAGGCAGUGAGAGAGAUCGAGCAGCAAAUGGGCAGAGGCGAGGCGGGGGGUGCUUCGGCGUUUGACGAUAUUGCCAUGGCGUGUGGCAGUGGCGGCACCUCAGCAGGGUUGGCGCUGGGAGUGCAUCUGAGUGCUCUCUCUUCUACCCGUGUGCAUGCCUACUCUGUGUGCGACUCUCCCGGCUAUUUCUACGACUACAUUCAAGGGCUGCUGGAUGGGGUCACAUCCACGCCUGGGAGUGUUGCUUCAAAGGACCUGCUUCGGGUCAUUGAUGUGAAAGGGGGCAGGCUGCGCCAUCAGCACGGAGGAGGAGCUUCAGCUGGUGAAGGGGGCAGGCUGCGCUAUGAGCACGGAGGAGGAGCUUCAGCUGGUGCAGUGGCGAUAGGGUCUGUGAAGGGGGCAGGCUACGCCAUAAGCACGGAGGAGGAGCUGCAGCUGGUGCAGUCCAGUCUGUGCCCCUGUGAAAGGGGGCACGUUACGCUAUUAGCACAACAGAGGAGCAGCUUCAGCUGGUGCAGUCCAGUCUGUGUCGCUGUGAAGGGGGCAGGCUACGCUAUCAGCACAGAGGAGGAGCUUCAGCUGGUGCAGUCUGUUGCUCAAAGCACCGGCAUAGUGCUCGACCCAGUCUACAGUGGCAAGGCUCUCAGGGGAUUGCUACAGGACAUGAAACAGAAUCCAGACGAAUGGGCGGGGCGGCAAGUUUUGUUUGUACAUACAGGAGGGCUGCUAGGGAUGUAUGACAAGGUUCAGCAGCUUCUGCCGAUGGUGGGCGGGUGGGAGAGGAUGGCAGUCUAG
Closterium sp. NIES-65 is the source of this 1545-nucleotide messenger RNA. NCBI's taxonomy places the organism in Eukaryota, Viridiplantae, Streptophyta, Zygnematophyceae, Desmidiales, Closteriaceae. The record is from the annotation of a GenBank genome assembly.